Messenger RNA from Phytophthora sojae, 1431 nucleotides. RefSeq lists its product as hypothetical. The record is from RefSeq and is a predicted model, not a curated record. Lineage: Eukaryota; Oomycota; Peronosporomycetes; Peronosporales; Peronosporaceae. The transcript is spliced from 4 exons. Gene Ontology annotation, molecular function: aminoacyltransferase activity. Bases 1 to 1431 code for a protein of 476 amino acids.
AUGGUUUACAAGCCCAGCGUCUACCUCGUCUCGGCUGCUGUCGCCCUCGUGACACUUCAGAUGGAUCAAGUCACCUCUUCCUCGCUAGCGUUCGACCCAUUCACCACGUGCAACUCGUACAACAUUGGCGACGAGAGCUUCCCCGGCCGCGGCACUGAGAUCCCCGACGACGGCAACUGCGUCGUCACCCUCCCCCUGGCCCCGAACGUGCCGCCCAUGCCCUCAGCAGUUUCGCCCAUGUCUGUGCUCGACACGAGCUUGCUGUCUAAGGCUGCUGUGUCUCCGUCCGAGCCAGUGUUCACCAAGGUGGGGACGCAGCUCAUGUCGGAGGAGACUCCUACCACUGGAGCCGACCAGGACGAACUGGAGUGGACUUCGGAAGACGAUAUCACUACUCUUGAGAAAUAUUUCGGCAAGACGAUGGAGCUCAAGCUCAAGAAUCUCCCUACCAAGGCGGUGUACAAGCCGUCCGCAUGGGCGGGCUCGAAUUGGCCAGUCUACCAGGAUAGCAUCAACUACACGUGGAACAAACGCCAGCCCAGUCCCGCUGAGAAAUACGCAAAGGUUUUUGGUUUGGACGUGACCAAGUUUAUGAACGCUGUGUCUGCGAACAAUGGCGUCGACUCCAAGGCGAAAAAUCUCAAGUGCACAAUAAACAAAGAGGGCUAUGACCCCAAGGUUGACACCGUCUGUGCUAAACGUGCUGGCAAGCAGUCGGGCUGCUGCAUUCUGACGUGGUACGGCAUUUACCAUGCGUGGGCCCCGGCCUCAAUCCUCGAGAAGGAGCCCAACUGCCCCGUGACGUUCAACGGCGUGACCUUCCAGCCCAUGGACAUCAAGGCGCUGGUCACGGACGUCUACGACGACGCCCAGAUCUCUACCGUAUUCACUGGUUCGCGCUAUAACAACUAUGAGGAUUCGAUCGUCGCGUACGGCGGCCACACGGACUACUCGUACCGUGACCUGAACCCUGGCUCCUUCCACAUUGCCGCCACGAACCUCCUCGGUCUGUUGACCACGACCUUCAUCAUCGACAGAGACGCCGGAACAGAGGUCUGGAACCAGCCUGUCGUCGGCUUCAAGGAGGCUGCCAAUACCUUCUUCGGUGUCGGCUCGUACGAUUACUGGGACCCGAACGCCACGAGCAUCGUGUACGUCAAGUCGCGUCUGUCGUGGAUCAACGAGACGCUGGCGGAUGGCGGCCUGUACACGGUGGGGGCGUACUACGACUACCUGCUGGGGCUGGACGAUACCGAGGAGAUCAUUGGCGGUGAGUGGCUCUACGAGUCGAAUAACAACCACCCGGACUUCUUGUGGCUCGCGACCGGAAAACCGGCUGCUACAACCGUCACCAGCAUUGGUCUGAAGUACGCGGACGUGACGAUGCUGCUCGAGAAGGCGGUGGCAUGCUCUGGUACUCACUCGCCUUAG